GCUCGGUCCUCCAACGCCUCUUUGCUCUUAUUCCCUCUUUGUUUUCGCACAGAAAGCGCCAAAAUUUAUUAAAACGCCCCAAAAUGAGUUUUGCCGUCACAGCGGUGGGUUUUGGUGAUUCGGUUGUGGUUGGAACGUCCUCAGGGAGGUUUCGUCUCUAUGGUGGCGGCGGCGGAAAUGGCGGCGCGAGGGAAGGGCGGGGUUUCCGCUUCGGCGCGCGGCGCCCCGGGGGGGGGAGCGGCGGCGCGAUGGAGUUCCCCGGAGGCAGUGACAAUUACCUGGCCAUCACCGGCACCUCCCACCCCUUCCUCAGCGGGGCCGAGACGUUCCACACGCCCAGCCUGGGCGACGAGGAGUUUGAGAUCCCGCCCAUCCCGCUGGACUCGGACCCGUCCCUGGCCGUGGUCGGGCACUUCGAGGACCUGCCCGAGCCCGGGGGCGCCCCCCAGGCCCCCUUCGCGCCCCCCGGCUACGGCGUGGGCGGCCUGGAGCUGCCCGUGGCCGUGGGGCUGCCCCCGGGCAUCAUGGAGCAGCCGGGGGCGCUGCUCAACAUGUCAGGGGUUAAACGCGGGGGGUUUGACCCCAAAAAUGGGCUGGAGUAA
This is a messenger RNA of Melospiza melodia melodia, 602 nucleotides long. Its product is annotated as TOX high mobility group box family member 4-like. Gene Ontology annotation, cellular component: nucleus. Gene Ontology annotation, molecular function: chromatin DNA binding. Gene Ontology annotation, biological process: regulation of transcription by RNA polymerase II. Bases 84 to 602 code for a protein of 172 amino acids. The record is from RefSeq and is a predicted model, not a curated record. NCBI's taxonomy places the organism in Eukaryota, Metazoa, Chordata, Aves, Passeriformes, Passerellidae. The transcript is spliced from 4 exons.